ACAUUUUACUUCUCAUACAAUACAAGAGGUCACAUAUACAGACCUUCUCUCCCUCUCUCUCUUUCUCUCUCAACAUUCUACCUUCUUUUCUUUUCCUCUUUUCACAACCAUUUGUGAGAUUCCUCCAAUGUUCUUCUCUCUUCCAUUGGAUUGUACAGAUUCCCAGCUACACUACACACAUCAAUCCCUUCAAUUCUAGUUGCUGUGGGAUUGUUUGUUUAUGUGAAAAAAUUUUAAGGACUGUAAAAGACAAAACUUUUCUGGGUUUAUUGGUUUCUGCUUUAUAUUUAUUUUUUCUUCUGCAAACUAUCAUUCUGGGUUUGCUCAUAAAACAAAGCCUUUCAAGAUAACUGUUGUAUUUUUCAGAAAAAAAAUCCAUUUUUCUUAGCUUAUUUGUCAAAAGAAUAAUUUUUUUUCUUUUUCUUCCUCAUUUUUCUGCAAAUUUUCUUCAUAUUCCUUUUUAUUAAUUUGCGGAAAAGAUUGAGACAUGGGCAAGCAAGGACCUUGCUAUCACUGUGGAGUUACAAGCACGCCACUCUGGCGCAAUGGACCACCCGAGAAGCCAGUACUAUGCAAUGCAUGUGGGUCUCGAUGGAGAACAAAGGGAACUCUUGCAAAUUAUACCCCUUUACAUGCUCGAGCAGAAACUGAUGAUUAUGAUGAUCAAAGGGUUUCCAGGGUAAAGAGCAUAUCGAUAAAUAAGAAGAAAGAAGUGGCAUUGCUCAAACGAAAACAGAACCAUGAUAAUGUAAUGUCUGGAGGGUUUGCACCUGAUUACAACCAGGGAUACCAAAAGGUUGUAGAUGAAGAUAUUAGCAACCGGUCGAGUUCAGGAUCAGCUAUCUCUAACUCAGAGAGCUGUGCACAAUUUGGUUAUGGUGGCAUGGAUGCUAGUGAUCUGACAGGUCCUGCUCAGUCAGUGGUCUGGGAUGCCAUGGUGCCUUCAAAAAAGAGGACAUGUGUUGGUCGUUCAAAGCCUUCUUCUGUUGAGAAGCUAACAAAAGAUUUAUGUACUAUUCUUCAUGAACAACAGUCAUAUUUUUCGGCAUCUUCUGAAGAAGAUCUUCUUUUUGAAAGUGAUACACCAAUGGUCUCUGUUGAGAUAGGACAUGGAAGCGUUCUCAUUAGGCAUCCUAGCUAUAUAGCUCGUGAAGAAGAGUCUGAGGCUAGCUCUCUUUCAGUUGAUAAUAAACAAUGCCCAAUGAGUGAGGCAUAUUCUUGUUCUGGUGGCAUUCUAAUGCAUAAUGAUUCCAGUCGCUUGAAGUCUUCAUCUCUGGAAGUUGAAAAGAUCGGGAACUCUACUGGUCAAGGAGUGCUGCAGGAACAACUUAAAAGUGACAAGUCUCAACAUGAAAGAGUACAAAUUCUUGGCAAUCAUGAAUCCCCAUUGUGCUCAAUAGAUUUAAAUGAUGUUGUAAACUAUGAAGAGUUUUUGAGAAUCUUGACAAAUGAAGAGCAACAGCAAUUACUGAAGUUACUUCCUGUGGUUGAUACUGCUAAACUCCCUGAUAGCCUUAAAGUCAUGUUCAAUAGCUCUCAAUUCAAGGAGAACUUAACUUACUUUCAGCAGCUUCUUUCAGAAGGAGUCUUUGAUAUCUCUUUGUUGGGGGCAAAACCUGAAGACUGCAAGACUUUGAAAAUACUUGCAUUAUCCAAUCUGUCAAAGUCAAAAUGGGUAGAACACCAUAAUUUUCUCAAGAAAUAUAAAAACAAAGCUGUAAAAUCUAAUACUAUGGGAUCUACUGGUACAGCAUCAAUUAAUGUUUUGAACAACAGGGCAUCAACUAAUGUUGCAAAUAUCAAGAGAAUGUGUGAUAGCAGAAAUCAAAACUUUCCAGAAUUGAAGACAAUAAUGAGGAGCCCCAAAAGAAUGAUCACAAAGGCUAGUUUUGAGUGCAAAGAAGCAGUAGAAGAUGGUGCUUGCUAUAGUCCAAAACACCUAUUUGCUUUGCCUCCUGAUGCUAGUUCUCUCUUGCUGGAUUCUUUCAACUUUGUUGAGGAGAGUGGUGAUCAGGAUCUGCUGCUAGAGGUGCCAUCUAACACUUCUUUUCCACAGGCAGAGCUCUUGCACCCAACUUUAAGCCUUGGUGCUCAAGCCAGCACUGGUAGCAGCUCAGUCUACUCAAAUCUUGUUCACCAUUAAGUACACUUUACCAGGUUUAUUUGGAUGGUUAGUUAUGGUGCAUAUUUUACAUCUUAAAACAUACGAUGGUUUUGCUUUUGGUUACUUACAACCUUCUUUAACUUGGAUUGCCAACUAUGGAAGUUGGGUGGGUUUUUUCUGUAUAGGUUGGUAACAAAUUGUAACAUACAGCAUGAAAUGAGGAAUGAUAAUAAUCUCCAGAAAUUUUGUGUAGUUUUUUGUUUUGUGAAUAAUUUUGACACUUUUUUUUACCUACAACAACAAAUAAAAUGAGAGGACAACAUUAUGGGA
Messenger RNA from Glycine soja, 2434 nucleotides. RefSeq names its product GATA transcription factor 26-like. Gene Ontology annotation, molecular function: zinc ion binding; sequence-specific DNA binding. The transcript has 8 exons. The record is from RefSeq and is a predicted model, not a curated record. Gene Ontology annotation, biological process: regulation of DNA-templated transcription. Lineage: Eukaryota; Viridiplantae; Streptophyta; Magnoliopsida; Fabales; Fabaceae. Bases 488 to 2143 code for a protein of 551 amino acids.